AUGUUGUAUCAAACCUCCAUCUCUCUCCUGCUGGGCGUCGCAUCGUUGGCCAGCGCCCAGAGCUGCGGCGGCGGCGGCAGUUUCUCAGUCGACAAUGUGCAGGAAAACUUCGGUAGCGUGACUCUACAGCCCAGGUCGGCAUUGCGGUUCUCUCAAGGCAAUGCCCAGAUCUGCAUCGUCAAUCGAGCUCCGAAUACCGUUGUUACCAUCUCUGGUAAUCAAAUCAAUGGAGCCAUUUCCGCCGUGUUGAAUAAGUGCUGCACGAAUGCUGGCAGCUGCGGCGGCGGUCAACAGAAGAUUACCGGGCCCAACGGCAACGUUAUCGAUCUCUCCGUCCAGGCUCAGGGACAGAACUGCACCCCAUAA
Molecule: messenger RNA, 366 nt
Organism: Metarhizium brunneum ARSEF 3297
Lineage: Eukaryota; Fungi; Ascomycota; Sordariomycetes; Hypocreales; Clavicipitaceae
Source: RefSeq, a predicted model, not a curated record